AUGGCUUAUGCAUCUGCUUGUAGGACGACCAUCAUCCUACUCGCCGCCGUUUUAGCCGUGUUGGUCCUGCCAUCCUUAGCUUGUCGAAAGGCUCGAGCUCCGGCCCCGGCUCUGGCUCUGUCUCCGGCUCCGGCUCCGGCCCCGGCUCCGGCGCCCAUGCUAUUGUGCCAGGAUUGUGACUCGCGGUGUCAAUCGGCUUCGAUGUGCGAUGCCUACGUUGCCGCGGCGGGGUGCGGAAAUGCCUGCAGCGGCACGACGCCGGACUGCGAGCCCUGCAUGUCCGAGGUCCUCCAGUCCUGCACGGCCAGCUGCAACGAGGGCUGCACCAGGAACUGCGUUGGCCAGUGCGACUGCGCCGGCUCAUGCAGCCAAGCCUGCGGCGAAGGCGCCCGGAGUACAUGUCAGUACAAGUGCGUCUACUCCUACUACGCGGUCAAAUCAUGCCACGAAUGCCAGGACAGUGCCCGCACGCGGUGCACCGAUACCUGCAACACCGACUGCAAGGCCAACUGUGUCAGCAGCUGA
Triticum turgidum subsp. durum (durum wheat) is the source of this 525-nucleotide messenger RNA. NCBI's taxonomy places the organism in Eukaryota, Viridiplantae, Streptophyta, Magnoliopsida, Poales, Poaceae. The record is from the annotation of a GenBank genome assembly.